Molecule: messenger RNA, 1926 nt
Organism: Salvia splendens (bonfire salvia)
Lineage: Eukaryota; Viridiplantae; Streptophyta; Magnoliopsida; Lamiales; Lamiaceae
Product: equilibrative nucleotide transporter 3
Exons: 9
Coding region: 472-1731 (419 amino acids)
Biological process (GO): nucleoside transmembrane transport
Cellular component (GO): plasma membrane
Molecular function (GO): nucleoside transmembrane transporter activity
Source: RefSeq, a predicted model, not a curated record
CUUUCCAUCAAUGCCUCCAAUCGGGUCCUUUUCUUUAUUUCAGCAUUAUCAAUGAAUUGAGCACAUCAAGAUGUGAAUACAAACUAAUUAAUGAUUCCGUCAUAUUAUGGGAAAACGGAAUCAAUGAAAAGGAGAUUGUACAUCUGUUCUCAUUUAUUGAUUCAUAAACCAUACAGAAUCCUAAUUUAAUUUCGAUAUUUAGAGUACAGCUUCUUUUUCAUAAAUCUGAGUACUCUUUCAGAAUCUUCAAUUUGGCAGCCAGUCAAUUUGAAUCCUCAAAUUCAAUCAUUUCGCGCAAAUUCACGUCAUUCCUUAGUUAUUAGAGUUUCCUAUUUUUUCUUUCAAGUAAAAAAUCACUCUUUAUUGUAUAAAUUUCUAGGUUUAUAAUAUAAUUAAAACUAUACUUAUAAGUUAUACCCCUCCUCUCGCUCUCUCAUUUUUCUCACUCUUCAGUUGUUUAGAGCAGAAGAAAUGAGUAAUGGAGUUUCAAGCAUCGACACAGUUCCUACCAGAAUUGAGGGAAAGUUUAAGGCAACGGUGGUUUGUUGGUUUCUUGGACUCGGAUCUCUCGUCUCUUGGAAUAGUAUGCUGACAAUUAGUGAUUAUUACUACAAAAUUUUUCCAGAUUACCACCCUUCAAGAGUACUCACUCUGGUUUAUCAGCCAUUUGCGAUCGGGUCAAUGGUGAUUCUUGCUUACAAAGAGGCCAAGAUCGAUACAAGGAAAAGAAACAUUUUUGGUUACACCCUUUUCUGCCUAAGCACAUGUGCACUUCUCUUAAUCGAUAUAGCCACAUCAGGGAAAGGAGGGAUUGGGAAUUAUAUAGGUGUGUGCGUGUUUGUUGCUGCUUUUGGAGUUGCAGAUGCUCAUGUUCAAGGUGGAAUGGUUGGGGAUUUAUCCUUCAUGUGCCCUGAGUUUAUGCAGUCAUUCUUCGCUGGCGUGGCUGCUUCGGGCGCCCUAACCUCCGGCUUGAGGCUCGUCACGAAAGCAGCUUUUGAUAAGAAAGAGGAUGGCCUUAGAAAGGGAGUUAUGAUGUUUCUUGCAAUCUCGACGUUCUGUGAGUUUCUGUGUAUAUUCGUCUACACGUUCGUGUUUGGGAAACUGCCUAUUGUGAAGCAUUUCCGAAAGAAGGCAGCAUCAGAAGGAUCGAUGACAGUUACAGCCGAUCUUGCAGCAGCCGGAAUCAAGACUACAGAUGGCGAAAUUGUAGAUGAUGUUAAGCAGGAUAGGUUGAGUAACAAGGAGUUGUUGCUUCAAAACCGUGGUUAUUGUUUCGAUCUUUUCCUUAUAUACGUGCUCACUCUGUCAAUUUUCCCUGGCUUCUUGUACGAGAACACGGGUAAACACGGACUAGGCGAUUGGUAUGCGCUUGUCCUAAUAGCAAUGUACAAUGUUUGGGACCUGAUAGCAAGGUACAUUCCUCUGAUCGAUUGCAUAAGGUUGGAAUCGAAAAAGGGUCUUAUGAUAGCAUGCUUGUCGCGUUUCUUGCUCGUUCCUUGCUUCUAUUUCACGGCCAAUUAUGGGGAUCAAGGGUGGAUGAUUUUGUUGGUGUCAUUCUUGGGGCUGUCUAACGGAUACCUAACUGUUUGCGUCCUCACAGUUGCCCCGAGAGGCUACAAGGCACCAGAGCAAAACGCGCUCGGGAAUUUGUUGGUAGUGUUCCUUCUUGGUGGUAUAUUUGCGGGCGUUGUUCUCGACUGGUUGUGGGCCAUCGGAAAAGGCCCUUUCUAAACGCCUCGUUUAGAUUUCAUGUAUCAUUGCCCAGUAUGCAAUUUUCAUUCGCACAAAGUAGUCGAAAUGAAUUGGGAGGUAGUUAAAUGAAUUUGUGUUAUAAUUGUACACACUUGAAGUUGAUGGCUACACCAAUUAUGUCCUUCGUGUAAGAGGAAUUGUAUUGAUAUACAAGUAAACACUUAUUUAUUUCCA